This is a messenger RNA of Porites lobata, 867 nucleotides long. NCBI's taxonomy places the organism in Eukaryota, Metazoa, Cnidaria, Anthozoa, Scleractinia, Poritidae. The record is from the annotation of a GenBank genome assembly.
AUGUUAAUUAUCAGCGCUCCAUUUCAUACAAACGAAAGACAAGUCGUGCGCCAGACGUGGCUUUCCUACUUGGUCAACAAUUCUAGGUCGCUCGGACGAUCGAACGUGCGAGCUUUCAAAGACCCCACAGAUGCGGCUAAUGAUUUGGUCAUCCACUACUGGUUCGUUUGUGGGCACUACUACGACAACGAAAGCGAUAUCGAAGGAGCCGUCAAUAAUGAGAGCAAUGUGUACGGAGACAUCUUGAGGCUCGAAUACACAGAGUCAUAUAUAUUGUUGGUCCAUAAGACCUUGAGUUCUUUGCGGUUCGCUUCGAAAAUGGACGUUCGAUUUGUCCUCAAAAUAGACGAUGACGUGUAUCUGCAUUUUCCCAGGAUGAUUUGGUGGCUCAGAACUGCCUCUUUACCCGAUAAGCUGUACGGUGGCUAUUUACUGCCUAAAACAAAAGUGAUAAGGGAUCCAUUGCACAAAUGGCAUGUAAGCGAGCAACAUUAUAAUGAGACUUACUUUCCUCCAUACUGCAAUGGGCCCUUUUAUUUCAUGUCUAAAGCUGUUGUUCUCGAAGUGCUUGAGGCCUCUUUCACCGAAGGCUCUUCAGUCUUUUCCUUCCCUUUAGAAGACGUGUUCAUAGGGAUGUUAGCACAGAAGGUUGGUGUGAAGCCAAUUCAACUCAAACACGUUGGAGUUCGUAUAGAGCCCAGGAUUCCAAAGAAAGCGUGGAUACGCUGGAAUGACAGCAACCUUAUCAAGUAUUAUGUAGUAGGACACGGUCUCACACGCGACCAGAUGUUUGGAUUUCACAGCAGAUAUCGCAAACUGCCUUUCAAUGUUUCAUUUCCCCCGAUCGAACCCACGCUCCAACCAUAA